This is a messenger RNA of Oikopleura dioica, 360 nucleotides long. NCBI's taxonomy places the organism in Eukaryota, Metazoa, Chordata, Appendicularia, Copelata, Oikopleuridae. The record is from the annotation of a GenBank genome assembly.
AUGAGCGGAAUGGCAGGGAUUUCGAUUAUAAUUUCUAUUGCCGAGUUUUUGUAUAUGUCGACUCAUAUGGGCGUCAAAGGGUACAAGAGGAGGAAAAUUUUAAACAAAGAAAAGAACCUUUUGUGGACGCAGGACAAGAUUUGGAAUCCUUACGAGAAUCCAGAUUAUCAACAAAAGCUUAGAGAGCAUAACAUAGAAAAUGGAAGUCUCAGUAGGCGGCGCAUCAAUUCCAGAUCGACGUCUGGCUACCAGACACCAACGCGCAGAGAGAGGCCAUUUUCUCCGCCGAAGAACAAUCAGCACGAAACAUCAGUGCUCAUUGAGCAUCCUCGAUCGAAAGGACCGACUCUUCCUCCCUAG